UGUCAUUAAAAGAUAACAUAUAAACCAGAUCAAGAAUCAAGCUUCUAUUCAAACGAAUUUCAGCAUUAUUUCUAAACAUUUUGCAAUAUUUAAUAUGAAUAUAAAUUGAUUGUCGCAUUGCAUAUAAUAACCUGUUACCAACAUCGCGAUAAGAAACGUAAUCCAGCUGGCAAAUGACAGCUGCUUGUUUUAUUAUGGUUAUCUGUCGUUAUCUGUUUAUGAAUAAAUUUUUAUUUUCUACGGAGAAUUAUGAGUAAGAUGUGAUGUUAAUCAGACAAUUAGCAAGAAACAGUCCUCCUUUAAUUUAUUAUUGGUUCAGUUAGAAAAGAGGACAGAAUGUUAUCUGCAUUUAAAAGAUUAGCUGGCAAAUCUGAUGGAGUCGGCAAUGUAUCUCCAAGACCGGCUCAUCAGUCCAUGCCAACAAUGUUACAAAGAAAAUUUGCAAAAGGUGUACAGUAUAACAUGAAAAUAAUUAUAAAAGGUGACAGAAAUGUGGGAAAAACUUGUCUAUUUCAUAGGCUACAAGGCCAAAAAUUUAUAGAGGAAUAUAUACCAACAGAGGAAAUACAAGUAACCAGUAUACAAUGGAAUUAUAAAGCUACCGACGAUGUUGUUAAAGUAGAAGUUUGGGAUGUUGUAGAUAAAGGUCGACGUAGAAAAAAGUUAGAGGGUUUGAAAAUGGAUAAUUCACAACCCGAAAACGUUAUCGAUGAGCCUGCGUUAGAUGCAGAGUUUCUAGAUGUGUAUAAAGGGACCAAUGGUGUUAUCAUUAUGAUGGACAUUACAAAGUCUUGGACGUUCGACUAUGUACAGAGAGAACUUCCAAAAAUUCCCAGUCAUAUACCAGUCAUUGUCUUAGGGAAUCAUUGCGACAUGUCACAUCAUAGAACAGUAACGUCGGAUCAUGUAACAUAUUUUAUCGACUCGUUACACGAAAGAAAGGCUCAAGUAAGGUAUGCAGAAUCGUCGAUGAGAAAUGGAUUUGGAUUAAAAUUGUUGCACAAAUUUUUUAAUCUUCCUUUCCUUCAACUACAACGGGAAACGUUGUUGAAGCAGCUCGAUACCAAUGAAGAGGAGACACGUUUGACAGUACAAGAACUCGAUCUCUUCCAGGACAGCGACGAUGCCAAUUAUAAUAAAUUUUUGGAUAAUCUUGUUAACAGAAGACGAGCGAUUGCUGAUUCUGUCUCUGCCAGCAUUCUAGUCUCCAAUGUUCCACCUUCUUUGAGCAAUCAUAAUAUGUCAUCUUCCAGUGGCGGUGCAAAUGUAAAUUCUGAAGUUAAGAGAUCGUUAUCCAUGCCUGGUCCUAUCGGAGGUGGUAUUCCGAUUCCGGUAAAAAGUAUGGACUUGAAAUUGUUACCAAAGAGGGAGAACUUUAUAAACGCUUCUGAGAAUCAAGCAGUUCCUACUAAAAAUUCGUCGGCUGCGACAACCAUGCCAAACGCUUCGAAAAUAGAUUCUAAGGAUGUGAUUGACAAUUCCGACAGACGUGACUCUGUCAGCAGACCGCAGUCGUUCAUGUCAAAGAUAUUUGGUAACAAAAAGGAAGACGAAGUAGACAGGGGAAUGCAUAUUGACAACACGAAUACGAACUCCGUACCAUUGACCAGCGUUGAAGAUUUUGUGCCGGACGACGGACCAUUAGAUCGAUCGUUCUUGGAAGAUGGUAGCCAAGUUUCACCACAAAAGAUGCAGCAUCAGGAGUUUGAUUCUGAAAGCGAUACCGAGACUGCAAACCCUCUGGUCGCCGGCUACGAGGAUGACUUAUCAUCAGCCGAUGAAGCAACGCCUCCUAUUCAGCCUAAACUGGCUGAGAAUCCAUUAAGCAAACAAAAACACAAACGCGAGAUUUUAACGAAUGCGGAAACGAACUCUGAAAUCUUACGAGAAAAACGUGAUUCCAUUUCGUCUAUAGAUCAGGAAUUACAAAUAUCAAACAAUUACGACACGAACGAGCAACAAGAGAUUAGUUCGGAUUCGUUCGACACCUUGCAGUGGCUUCAGCGCGAUUCGAAAUGGAGACAGAGCCCUGAGGGCGGCGAAGACGUAAGCAGUAACAGCACCAGGAAAGAUAGAUUAGAGUUGAGUGAUAAAAGUUUGGACGUUAGUGUGACAAGUUCCAAUGUCCAUUUAGAGCUACUCGACAGCACCAGCGUUCGUCAUAUGAGUUCGGAUGGUGGCAGUCCAGUUUUGAAAGAAAAGAAGAAGCACAAGGAGAAGACGGAAGAGAAGGAAAAGAAGAAAAAGAAAAAGACGAAGGAUAAAGAAAAGGAGAAGGACGGAACGGAUAAAGCGGGAAGAAAGAAGAAACGUUCAUCGCAUCGCUCGAGAGAUGAAAACAGGGAACGCGACGAACUCGAGGAAUUUCUUAAUGGUUCUGCGACUAGAAUUAACGUCGACGUUGCCUAUGAGGCGAUAUAGCGUACUUCUUGAACAACUUUGUAUUUUAAACUAUUAACGUUGUCUUCUGGUAAGACACAUACAACCUGAAUUAAUAUUGAAUUAAUAUUGAAUUGUCACACAUAAAUGUCGUAUUAAGUCUUGCAAAUAAGUUUAAUGCAAGCGAUAUCCGAUGUAAAACUUCUGUUACAAUUCAUUAUAUGAUACAUGUUAUAAACUGUAAUAUAAGAUUUCUAACAAAUCAUUUUUUAAUUUAUAUCUUCGAUAACAAUUAAUACACUAUAAUGUAUGUAAUAAAUCAGCAUUCCAUAAACAUCUGAAGCAAACAUCUAA
Ceratina calcarata is the source of this 2733-nucleotide messenger RNA. Its product is annotated as rab-like protein 6. NCBI's taxonomy places the organism in Eukaryota, Metazoa, Arthropoda, Insecta, Hymenoptera, Apidae. Gene Ontology annotation, cellular component: nucleus; cytosol. Gene Ontology annotation, molecular function: GTP binding; GTPase activity. Bases 337 to 2421 code for a protein of 694 amino acids. The transcript is spliced from 6 exons. The record is from RefSeq and is a predicted model, not a curated record.